This is a messenger RNA of Rhagoletis pomonella (apple maggot), 759 nucleotides long. RefSeq lists its product as uncharacterized. The transcript is spliced from 2 exons. Lineage: Eukaryota; Metazoa; Arthropoda; Insecta; Diptera; Tephritidae. Bases 1 to 759 code for a protein of 252 amino acids. Gene Ontology annotation, molecular function: protein binding. The record is from RefSeq and is a predicted model, not a curated record.
AUGAUAUUGUCAUUGAGGCCACAUCAAGUGGUAUCAUGUCAUGUGGUGAAAUUGGGUGUGGUGAGUUGCGCUGUGAUGGAAUUGGGUGUGAAUGUGGCAAAUUGUAGUGUUUCCCAAUAUGAUUUUCCAUUACUGGCCGACGGAGUGCAUAAGUCAACGUCUUUGCGCAGUUUCGUUUGCAAUCGCCUAUUGGGUAAACAUAUGAGUGUGGACACGACCAAGGUUGCCCAUAUAGUAUCCUUACUUAUCUGGCAAAAUAAACUGGACGAGCUCGAGAUGCAGAAAUGUGAGAUUCAAGCACGCGAUAUGGAGAUAAUAAGCAAGUACUUGGAGACACCACAAAGCAAAAUGCGAAAACUAAAUUUCGCAUACAAUACAAUUGGAUCUGAUGGUGCUGAAUAUAUCUUCCGCGCGAUAGCCCUUAGCAGUACUUUAACACAUUUAAAUAUUGGUAGUAACAAUUUGGGCAGCCAUGGUGGACGGACGGUAGCGAAUUAUAUACACUGCUGCUACUUUCUUAUAUAUCUCAACAUAACAUGGAAUGGAAUCAGUCCUGACGCAAUGAAUCUUAUUUUGACGGCAAUGAAAAAGCCUGUUAAACUGCACAGGAUUGAAAUCUUUGGCAAUCGCUUUGAUGUCAAGUCUGCUAAUAUAUUGCGGCGGCUCCUUGAUGCUGGCGUUGUACCACCGGAGGGAAUUGACGUAAUAUCAAUUUACGAUGAAAGUAUAGCUGAUUACCGUGUUACACAUUAUGAUUGA